UCGAGUGGCGCGGGGCAGGCGCGGGUCGGGCGCGUGCCGCAGUAGCGUGUUACCGCCGACGCGGUCGCUCGGCACCAGUCGCCAACUGUCGGCGCCGCCCGAUGCGAGCGCGGAGUGCGGACUCGACCGCGCCGCGAUCCGAUGCUGGUUCCCGCGCGUCCGAUGCACCAACAACCCGCCAUGUGCCACCGACUACCAUGAGACCGACGCCGACACCGGCCCACUAAACUUUCGGUCAGACACAUGGGAACCGAAGCAGCCGGCGAAUCAAAAGCAUUCUUGAACGAUAAACCAAUCAAUAAACGCAUCAAAGACGAGCAAAUAAACACGCUAUCAAACAAACACAUAAAAAGCGAAAUGUAGAUUAAAAAACUUAAUACUAAUGACGUAAUACAAUAAUUCGAAUGUGAUCUAAGAUUAAUAGAACUGUAUGAAAUUAUGCGUCCAAAUUAAAUUUAAGUAAUUUUAGUAUAGCGAUCGGAUGUUAGGAUUGUGAUGAGUAGAGAAAAGAACGCAUCCGGUUGAGGUUGGGUCGAUUUGCGUUCGCUCGGGUUGCAGUCUGUUCGUCUGGACGCGCUGGUCGGUUGCUAUGGGACAGUGAGCUCGGGAUAACACUAUGGCGGCAGUUGCGGGCCUGUACGGGCUUGGGGACGAGCAGAGGGCGCGACACCGCCGGGGACAGGCCAACGCCGAGCGCUCCGAGUCCAGAGAUGACAACACUGAGGCGUCACUGCCGAAGCUCAGCAGCCAGGAGGAGGACACCGGUCGUCCACCACAGAGCGGGGUCGUUACGUUCGAGCCAAUCCAACACGACCACGACUUCUGCGAGCGAGUUGUCAUCAAUGUGAGCGGUUUGAAGUUCGAAACUCAGCUGCGUACAUUGAACCAAUUCCCGGAGACGUUGCUCGGGGACCCCUCCCGCCGAAUACGAUACUUCGACCCACUCCGGAACGAGUACUUCUUCGACCGGAACCGACCGUCUUUCGACGCCAUCCUCUACUACUACCAAAGCGGAGGACGACUCCGUCGCCCGGUAAACGUCCCCUUGGACGUCUUUUCUGAAGAGAUCAAGUUCUACGAACUGGGAGAGCAGGCCACCAACAAGUUCCGUGAGGAUGAAGGUUUCAUCAAGGAGGAAGAGAAGCCCCUUCCCUCCAACGAACGCCAGCGCAAAAUCUGGCUGCUCUUCGAAUACCCCGAGAGCUCCCAGGCCGCGCGCGUCGUUGCCAUCAUCUCGGUCUUCGUCAUCCUCCUCUCCAUCGUCAUCUUCUGCCUGGAGACCCUUCCUGAAUUCAAACACUACAAAGUCUUCAAUACCACCACCAACGGCACGAAGAUCGAGGAGGACGAGGUCCCGGAUAUCACCGAUCCAUUCUUCCUUAUUGAAACACUCUGCAUCAUCUGGUUCACCUUCGAAUUGAUCGUGCGGUUCUUGGCGUGUCCCAACAAAUUCAACUUCUUCAGAGACGUCAUGAACAUCAUUGAUAUAAUCGCCAUUAUCCCGUACUUCAUCACCCUGGCGACCGUCGUUGCCGAGGAGGAGGACACUUUGAACCUACCGCGAGCUCCCGUAUCUCCGCAAGAUAAGUCCACCAACCAAGCCAUGAGCCUGGCUAUUCUGCGGGUAAUCCGUCUCGUGCGGGUGUUCCGGAUCUUCAAACUGUCCCGCCACUCGAAGGGAUUGCAGAUUCUUGGCAGGACGCUCAAGGCGUCCAUGCGAGAACUUGGCCUGCUGAUCUUCUUCCUGUUCAUCGGUGUGGUGCUGUUUUCGUCUGCGGUGUACUUCGCUGAAGCCGGAAGCGAGAACAGCUUCUUCAAAUCCAUACCUGAUGCGUUUUGGUGGGCGGUCGUGACAAUGACGACCGUAGGAUACGGAGACAUGACGCCGGUCGGAGUCUGGGGGAAGAUCGUGGGUUCGCUGUGCGCCAUCGCCGGCGUGCUCACUAUCGCCCUCCCCGUGCCCGUCAUCGUCUCCAACUUCAACUACUUCUACCACCGCGAAACUGACCAGGAAGAGAUGCAGUCCCAGAACUUCAACCACGUAACCAGCUGCCCCUACCUGCCGGGAACCAUGGGCGAGCCCUACCUGAUUUCAGGGCCAAUACAGAAGAAGUCCUCUAUGAGCGAUGACUCCUCUUCUGAGAUGAUGGAGUUGGACGAGUCGGCCAUGGCGUCCGAGCCGCAACUCGAGCAGAACCUGCGCCGCCUCCGCGAGGAGGAGAACCUUCUGCGCGAGCAGCAAGCCACCAUGGAGGCCGGUGCGUUCGACGACAUCGCCGCUCUGGAGCAUCAGGACGCUCUGCGCCUCAAUCAGCUGCAGCAGCAAGAGCUCCAGCGUCAGCAGGCGGCCCACGCCGCACGCCACCUCCGGCAGACCCACGGGCAGGGUCAAGCCCUCGCCCUAGAGGCUCCCCCACCUCGCCGCGAGCAGGGCGCCCGCCGCCGCGCCACUUGCACCGUGCGUGUCAACAACCUGCACGCCACCGAGGCUAUAGAAACGGAUGUCUGACUAACAGGUCGUGUUAUUCCACGAACUCGAAUUCGCGACGUCACCACGGCUGAAACCUACGUUUAAGAUACUAUAGAAGGCGAGGGGGCGUGAGGGCGCGGUGUGGCGCGGGCGCACACCGUCUCGCUCUCCGCCGCCUUGCCACGUGUGACGCGCGUCGCCUCCACUCACACACCUACACUCAACUUUGCGACUCUCUUAGCGUUCUAACCUAUACGUGUAACAUAGAAAAACUGUUUACUGAUAUUAUGAGAAAAAUAAUAAUAAAAAAAACACAAAAAAAAUUAAGCUUCAUCUACGAGUGCGACCCGCUUUCGCCUCCUGUUGUAAAUACUGUGAUCGCUUGUAAACUGCUAGUCGUACCAUCGACACUGUCGACAACCGUAAUUAUUAACAAUUCUUCGAGCAUAUCGCUGACAAAAUAUGCUUAAAGAUACGUUUGUCGGUUGUGUCGUGUUAUGUAAAUAGUUAGGACGGCGCCGUCACACGCCAACUCCUCUCCGCGACACAGCUUGUGUUCGAUUCAGCCCGCCCACAACAUUCAGAGCGUAGUCGCGUCGUGUGGACGCACGAGAACGCGAAUGUUUUGAGCGAACUGCAUCGCUUCGCAGAGACUCGGCUCCUAGCGCGUAAGAUAUUAAUGUAAUACGUACAUGAGUAUAAUCGUUCGUAUCCAGUAUAUCCGAGCACCCCGGCUCCCCCUCCCCCGUCCCCUGUAGUGUCGCGCAACAGUCUCGGCAUUUUAGGUAAAAUAUUUUAUGGUCAGUGUUCGUUCUACAAGCUUAAAGGACAAUUAAUCGGUGUUGUUUUACUAGUAGUGUUGUACGUAGAUACUGGAAGUGUUCGUCAGCGGGCGACGAGUCUCCCGCCGAGCGCGGUUUGCGACAGAUGGACAAUUAUGCUAAUCAGUGUGUCAGUAUAUUAGUUUCGCUAAUACUGAUAUUGCGGUACAUCGGGCAAGCUGUACGCCUCCCGAGUUCGAAUGGCCCUUUACAACAGCAGCCCCAUGCCCCACAGUUCAGUUGAAGUUAUCAAUUUACCUUUCGACAUAUCCAGGACAAUUGUGAAUUAUUUACUAGUUUCUUUGUAGUUUUAGGCCUGUUAUAGUUUCGAAUUUAAUUCGAUUUUUAGGUUAUUUUAAAUAGCUCGCUCAUAUAUUUUAACCGAAUAAUUCUUUUUAUCGAUUCCUCUAUUUUUAACCGUAUUGUAUAAAAGACAUUUAUUUAAUUUUACAUUUCGAUGCAGCGCCCGUCAGUCAACACGUGAAUAAAUAUUAAGAUUUGAAAUUAAUAAUUUGAUGUUUUAGCUAUGUGUACAACAUAAUCGGUGUUAUUAUGUAAGUUUGUGUUAUAUAAACAAUAAUGUUAAAGGAAAAAAAAUGAAAAACAGUAAGAAAAAAAAAUACAAAAAAAACCUUUCAUCAUAUCAUAGUAACACAUUUCAUAGCGUUUAAACAUUAGAUCAAAAGACAUUAUAUUUACGCUCUAUGUAUUAGUGUAGUGUAGUGUAAUAUACUUACUAUAGUGUUUAAGCCUUAUUCUUCUAGGGACUUAUUUAAAGCCAUCAAUCGAAUUUUAUUUAUUUAUUUAAUAAUGACAAAAUGGAACGAUGUUUCGUCUAAACAAUUUUGUCAGAAGGACAACACGGUACGGGGUAGAACAUCAGUCGAAGCUAACCGUUCCAUUUUGUUUAAUGGAAUUAAGAGUUUCAAUAUCUAAUGUAAUUAUUUUACGAGAAGCUUAGGAGAUAAUCAAAUUAUAUUGUAAAACUGUAGAUGUAUAUCGGUGUUUCAGUGUAUUCCAUUAUAGGUUAAACCAUUAAGAACUAUAUGUAAACAUUUCAAUCAAACAUAAUGUACAACAAAGCGUGUCUGAUAUAUUUCUUCUAAAAUUCAAAGUGAACUAUCGCUCAAUAAGAACCUAAGGGAAAUGUAAUUUGGAAGAUAUUUCAGAGUUACUUUCGUUAAAAAAAUCAUUGUAUCUUCCAUUUGAUCCUAAAACAUUAUUUAGUGAACAAUUCAGAAAAAUUGUAAGCUGACUCUUUCUUCGUGAUCACUUAGCAUCCAAUAGUAUUUUUUCACAAGUAACUUUCUUUUUUUGGACUUUACCAAUCCUCAAUCCUUCAAUAAUCUCUCAAUCGUUACUUUCAUUGAAUUCUGAUUUCAAAUUAAACCAGACAACAAGCGCUUCUGCUAUUUCCAAUUUCUACCCAAAUCUAAAUCAUAAGUAAAGUUGUUUACAUUGUCUAGUUUCUAAAAAUAAACAGUUCAAAGACAAUGUUUUGGAUCACGUAAUCUUUGUAGUUAGGUUAGCCGAGACUGUUGAGUCGAUCGGCGCUCUAAUGGCCCUCGCGAUAAACCUGAAAACACCAUCGAAGCACGAGAUAAAAAAUGACACAAAUCUCCAUUACGUUAUGCUUAGGCAAUUCAUAGAAGUCUGCUAUGGCCAUUGGGGCGCCAAUAUAUAAUAAAAGUGUAGUACACAUUAAUGUGUUAUGGUUCAAGCACGCGGGUCCUGUUUAUUGGUGAAUAAUGGUAGGAUGGUCUCCUGAAUGUACCGUCGUGUCGUUACAUGGCAACACAAUAACAUUGUCAGAAAAUGGGUACUUACAGAAACUUGAGACGACAGCCACGAUUAAAACGUUUUUAUUUUCGGUAUAAA
This is a messenger RNA of Bombyx mandarina (wild silkworm), 5169 nucleotides long. RefSeq names its product potassium voltage-gated channel protein Shaker (gene shaker). The record is from RefSeq and is a predicted model, not a curated record. Gene Ontology annotation, biological process: action potential; potassium ion transmembrane transport; protein homooligomerization. Gene Ontology annotation, cellular component: membrane; voltage-gated potassium channel complex. Gene Ontology annotation, molecular function: delayed rectifier potassium channel activity; protein binding. NCBI's taxonomy places the organism in Eukaryota, Metazoa, Arthropoda, Insecta, Lepidoptera, Bombycidae.